GAGACUUCCGGUAAAAGGGCGCUGAUUUUAAAAACAAAAAUAAUCAUCACAUUUUUCAAUUUGAUUGCCAUACUCAUCGGUGUCUGGAUGGCUGUGUAAAUAAAAACAUCUGAAAAGUGAAGAAUUUUGCCCUUCCAAAUUUUGUACGUAAACACCAUGGAACUGGGUAGUUUGCCAAUGCUGAUGAACCAUUUCUGUGAGAAGUUGGAAGGCAUUCGUUUUAUGAUUGACCUGAAGGAGAACAAGAGAGCUGAUGAAGAUGAAGAGGAAAGUACUUGUCAGGAACAUAUUGAACACCUCUCAGAAGAUAUUGACUCACUCUCAGCAAUUCUUCUAGAUAUCAAAUCAGUUCUGAAACAAAGACAACAGAAAGUGGAUGAAAUGAAGGCUUUGACAGAAUCACUUGAUAUCAGCAGUCUGCAACAUUUGUUGGAUAAUAUUCCUCCACAUCUACCAAAGCCAGUGAAAGCAGAUCCACCCCAACAAAAAUCCUGUGAAAGCCGAACAGUUGUAGAAUCCUCUUCCUCCAAUGAUAAAGAGAACAUCCCAGAUAAAAGGAGUCAGUCCAGAGGAAGGAGGCAAGCCAAGGCAGUCUAUAUCCCCGCCCUGGUCUACAUAACUGUGGAGGAAUUCGAGGAGGUUCCAAAAUACAUGAAAGGGAGACUGAAUUACAAUCAGGUAAACACUGCCAUUGAUGAGCUAAAUAAGGCAUUGAGUGAGAAGUACAAAAUUCUAGGAAUGAAGAGAACUACGCUUAAUGAUGCGAACAGGAAGCGAUACGAGAGAUACAAAGAACAGGAGUCUAAGGACACCAAAGGAGAGCACUUCAUAGUGGAUACUGACAUCAAGGAAUUUACCAAUUUCAAACUGGACAGUGUUGGACGAUCAGUGUUAACAAUACUACGACAUUGUGGUCGGACCAAAGAAAUCCGGGGAGGAAGGCUCACUCGAUACGCGUGUAUAGAAGUCUACUAAACCAGGCGUGAAUCUUCAAUUAUCAACUGAAUCUAUCUUGUUUUAUAUGCAAAAAAAAAAAUGAAAGAAUAUUGAUACCGUUCAUAAACUGAUCAAUACCAUACUGUGAUCUUGAAACAAUUCAAGGAGAGAUAACUUUUGUGUGUACACUUUCAUCAAUGUUUCAUUGUCUUCCUUUACCUAAGCUCUGAGCAGAAUGACAGUUAAGACAUCUUG
Molecule: messenger RNA, 1191 nt
Organism: Saccostrea cuccullata (small rock oyster)
Lineage: Eukaryota; Metazoa; Mollusca; Bivalvia; Ostreida; Ostreidae
Product: spindle and kinetochore-associated protein 1-like
Exons: 7
Coding region: 157-975 (272 amino acids)
Biological process (GO): mitotic cell cycle; regulation of microtubule polymerization or depolymerization; chromosome segregation
Cellular component (GO): mitotic spindle; spindle microtubule; outer kinetochore
Molecular function (GO): microtubule binding
Source: RefSeq, a predicted model, not a curated record